AGCGAUGGGCGCCUCUUCCCUGCCCGCCGCCUGGCAGCUCUACCUGCGGGACCGGCGGGUCGCCACGUUCAAGAACUGGCCGUUCCUCGAGGGCUGCGCAUGCACCCCGGAGCGGAUGGCCGACGCCGGCUUCAUCCACUGCCCGACCGAGAACGAGCCCGACCUGGCCCAGUGCUUCUUCUGCUUCAAGGAGCUCGAAGGCUGGGAGCCAGACGACGACCCCCUAGAGGAGCAUAGGAAGCAUUCUGCAGGCUGUGCCUUCCUGGGCGUCAAGAAGCCCUUUGAAGACUUGACCCUCAGUGAAUUUCUGAAGUUGGACAAAGAAAGAGCCAAGAACAAAAUUGCCAAGGAUGCCAGCAAUAAACAGAAAGAAUUUGAAGAAACCGCGAAGAGGGUCCGUGAUUCCAUCCAGCAACUGGCAGCAAUGGACUGAGCCCCUGCCUGCUGCCCGUGACUUGGCUUUGGCACUGCAGACUGUCCCUGGAUGAUAGGGACACUGAGAGCAAGUGGUCCCCUUGACCCCUCAGGAUGCAUUUGGGUGUCUGGGCUUGGCCCGAGAGCCCUUAGACAGGGUGCUAGAGAAUGGGGCCCUUAAAGUCUUAUUUGCUUCUGAUCUAAGUGCUUCAUGUUCCUUUGUG
Suncus etruscus (white-toothed pygmy shrew) is the source of this 638-nucleotide messenger RNA. RefSeq names its product baculoviral IAP repeat containing 5 (gene BIRC5). The coding region runs from base 5 to 433 and encodes 142 amino acids. The record is from RefSeq and is a predicted model, not a curated record. The transcript has 4 exons. NCBI's taxonomy places the organism in Eukaryota, Metazoa, Chordata, Mammalia, Eulipotyphla, Soricidae.